Messenger RNA from Bombyx mandarina (wild silkworm), 1931 nucleotides. Its product is annotated as sulfotransferase 1C4. Lineage: Eukaryota; Metazoa; Arthropoda; Insecta; Lepidoptera; Bombycidae. Gene Ontology annotation, molecular function: sulfotransferase activity. The record is from RefSeq and is a predicted model, not a curated record.
AUGGAUUUAAAAAAUAACAAUGUUCCUUUAGAAAUAAACAAUGUGGAUCAAGAGCUUGCCAAUAAAAUUAUGAAGCUGUUUACAGGUGAGCACACGGGCUUUGUUCGCGUUGGACCUAAAGGAUAUUUUUUCCCGCAAAAGUACACCGAAGAAGCAAGUAAAAUCUACAAUAUGCCACUAAGGGAUAGUGACGUCUUUGUAGCUAGUUAUCCGAGAUCGGGAACUACGUGGACUCAAGAACUAGUUUGGAUGGUGGCUAAUGACCUAGAUUAUGAAAAAUCAGCUGCAGUGCCGCUUACCCAGAGAUACCCAUUUUUAGAGUUUUCAAUAUGCGUCCAUCCCGUCAUGAAGAAAAAAUUCACGGAAGAGAAUAGUUACAGCGAGGACAAACUGAAGCUUUUAGAAGAUGUUAUCCAACCAGGGACUGAUCAACUAGCUUCUAUGCCUUCGCCUCGCUUCAUAAAGACACAUCUGCCACUAUCUCUGUUACCUCCGGAUCUGUUAGAAACAGCAAAGAUGGUUUAUGUGGCCCGGGACCCGAGGGAUGUAGUGGUAUCGUUCUAUCACCUCAACAGAUUGAUCAGAACUCAAGGCUACAUUGGAGAUUUCAAAACUUAUUGGCACUACUUUAUUAAUGAUUUACAUCACUGGACUCCGUACUUUGAACACUUAAAAGAAGCAUGGGAGAAAAGACAUCAUCCAAAUCUUCUAUUUUUGUUUUACGAAGAACUCUCCAAAGACUUGCAGAAGACAGUUCGUCGAGUGUCACAAUUUUUCAAUAAGGAUUAUACGAUGGACGAGAUAAUUAAAUUGUGCGAGCACCUCAGUAUCAUGAACUUUAAAAAUAACAAAUCCGUAAACUUCAACGUGAUGGCAGAACUCGGCGUGACUAUAACAGGGGAGCAAUCCUUCAUACGAAAAGGUAAGGCCGGUGGCUGGAGAGACUAUUUUGACGAAGAAAUGACUAAAGAAGCAGAGAGCUGGAUGCAAAACAAUCUGCGCGAUACCGACCUACGAUUCCCGCACUUAGAAGAAGAUUUCUAAAUAUUACAGGAUACAUCAAACCUAAGUUAUUAAAUUUUAAUAAAAGGUGAAAGUUGGGUGAUUUUUUUAGUUUGUUCUAUUAGCGUUUCUUCGGGUUUAAUUCAAUAACGGUGGUUUAUUAACAGCUGUGAUGUUACUACUCGGGCUUUUCCAAAAAGUCCACUGGAAAGUCACAGUAUAUAGCCGCCAUUUUAGGGCCGAGUCACACCGGAAUGGCAGCGGCCCCCGGCGGCCUCACGUGGCCCCCAUACUGCAUGCGCCUAGUCACCCCUUGACUAGUUUAGUUUCUUCAUUCGGCAAUGAUACUCGUGUGCUUGGAGUGAACAUGAUGGAAUUGGUUAUUAUAUAUAACCGCUGUGCCGCGGGCAGAUCUACCAACAAGACGCACGUGGCGCGCGGCUGUUCGCUUCACCGCGGGCGGGCGGCGGCUAUGUCGCAACCUUUUCUAGCUUUUCAAACGAUACUGAUCUUUUAAGUAUAUAGAUAAAGUAUAAAAUUAUUUCACACUGAAAGUGCUCGCUGCGACGCUGCCGGCCACUGCCAUUCCGGUGUGACUCGGCCCUUACUGAAAUUAAAUUUCAUCCCAUUUCAUCUAGUUUUAUUUAUUUUCAUCUUAAUUAAUUAGUCUCAAAUUAAUCAACUUAUCCUCAUUUCGCUUCUAUUAUAACAGAAUAUAAGAAAAUCUUAGACGCCGCCAUAGCUCUGGUUACCAGGCCACGAAAGCUUAAAAAAACAUAAAAAAAUAAAAUAACAAUUAUAGGGUGAUAAACAUUUAUUCCAAUAAUAUUAUUAUGCUCUAUUUAAGUAUUUCUUUGUAACACCAUAUCUUAAGUUUACGAUACAAUGGAGAUUUUGUAUGAACUACCAAAAUAAACGAUAUAAAUUUA